This is a messenger RNA of Octopus bimaculoides (California two-spot octopus), 4378 nucleotides long. RefSeq lists its product as uncharacterized. Gene Ontology annotation, cellular component: nucleus. NCBI's taxonomy places the organism in Eukaryota, Metazoa, Mollusca, Cephalopoda, Octopoda, Octopodidae. Gene Ontology annotation, biological process: regulation of transcription by RNA polymerase II. Gene Ontology annotation, molecular function: RNA polymerase II cis-regulatory region sequence-specific DNA binding; zinc ion binding; DNA-binding transcription factor activity, RNA polymerase II-specific. The record is from RefSeq and is a predicted model, not a curated record.
UGGUGGUGGUGGUGUUGGUGGUGGUGGCGGCAGUGCCGCUGUGGCAAAUAGUGGCAUCGUCUCGACCACUGCUGUCGACAUGAUGUGCUCGACGACAGGCAGCCUUUCCCCGCACACACAUCUCCAGCCACACCCUCAUCCCCACCAACACUAUAGCAACACUGGUAGCAGUAACAACAACAACAACAACAAUAAUCGUCACCAUCAUCACCACCACCAUCAACAACAACAACAACAGCACCAGCAUCCAUCCCUCUCGCCGCAACGGCGGCGAGGCCUGACCAGCACGAACAACAACAGCAAUAACAAUAGCACCAGCAAUAGUGCUAACAGCAACAGCAGCAGUGCGGCUGCAGCAGCUGCUGCUGCUGCUGCAGCCGCCGCCGCAGCGAUGAUGACGAUGUCGUCUUCACCUUCAGCUUCGCUAGCUUCCGCAACACAUAACCUCUCCAACACCACCGCCAACAACAACAGCAGCGGCAGCGAAGUGAUGGAAAUGCAGAUGGGGUCAGCAGGGAUGGCCAUGGAUGGCGUUGUAGGUGUAGGGCUUCACCACCAGCAGCAGCAGCAGCAGCACCAGCAGCAGCAGCAGCAAACAGGCAUGGGCGGCGACCCCGAUUAUAUGGUGGUCACCGAUUGGGCUACCGCUGGAAGCAACACUACUCCUGUUGCCCCACCCUCAGUAUCGUCAUGUUCCUCUCCUUGUUCCUCCCCGUCGGUUACCGGCACGACCCCACCGUCUUCGUCGGUGACCAUGACGACGACGGCGGCGGCGGCGGCAGCAGGAGUGGUAGCUACCACCACAGCCCAUGCGACGAUGGGCAACAGCUCAGUGAUAAGCGCCCUGGUGCAAGCUCCUGUUAAUUCAGCAGUCGGAGUCAGAGUGAACAGUGACUACGAUGUAUACAGCGAUGACGGCGGCCAAGAACUAAUUAAUGUUGUCACCGACAGCAACAACAACAGCAACCUCGACAUCGCCAACACCAAGAGACUGCCAGAUGAGCCCUCUGUCACUACAAGUGGAACACACGACAUCGGGUCAGGUGUCAUGAAAGAUAGUAAAUGUCCAACUCCAGGCUGUGAUGGCAUUGGUCAUGUUACUGGACUUUAUUCUCAUCAUAGAAGCUUGUCUGGAUGCCCAAGAAAGGACAAGGUAUCCCCUGAAGUUCUUGCACUCCAGGACCACAUUCUACGAUGUCCGACACCAGGUUGUAAUGGAAGAGGCCAUGUGAACAGUAACAGGAACUCUCAUAGAAGUUUGUCUGGCUGUCCUAUUGCAGCUAUGGGCAAAAUCAUGAACACGCAAAGUAACAAAAAAUCAGAUAUUCUUGCAAGCAAAAGAGAUGAAUCUAAAAAUAUGGCUCCCUAUGAUGCUGAUUCUUCUCGCAUCUCUCAGAACCGAUGGUUGCCAGACGGAGAGAAAGCUCUCUACAUGUCAACCACCAUUGGAAAGUUCCAUUCAACCACUACUACCACCACCACCACUACUACCACCAACACCACCAUCACCUCUACCACCACCACUAAAGGUACCACGAUUUCCAGCCCCGUGAAUACCGGCCAGGAAGUAGAUACACGUUCCGACCGUGUACUUCGACCAAUGAUAUUGACUAAACAGCUUGAUCUCCCUUGCUAUGAAUAUCCUCCAUAUGUGUCCACCUCUACACCACGCACCAAUCUAGCCAAAGAACUCGAGAAAUACAACCGGCCACCCACUGAAUUCCAAACAUAUCAAUCAAAACUCUAUCCCGGCAAACCCAUUGCUCCCAAACCGAAAGACUCAAGCAUUGAUCGACCAAACAUCUUGAGCAAACGGCCAAACUACAAACCGCAGUAUCGAUAUGAUCCUCAAGUCCCUGUUGCCCUUAACCUCUCCACAAAAGCAGCGGCGGCGGCAGCUGCAGCAGCUGCUGCUUCCACGACUGCUUCUACGACUAAUACAGUAAACUGUGUGACGAACGGCUCCGGGCUGGACCUCACCAUGAAACCAAUGCCUGGCGCAUCAGUGGCCGGGGUACCAGCUUCGACGUCGGUGAAUGUCACUGCAGGACUGACGACGACGGCCACCACGACCAUUGCCAGCAUCACGACCACGACGUCGCUACCGGGCGGCAACAUGCCACUGACGAGCCGCAGCAACACCAGCAACGGCAGCACUAACAGCAGCAGCCCUGGCAAUUGUGCAAUUGCUAUUGCUGCCGCCACUGCUGCUGCUGCCGCCGCUGCUGCCAGUGGCGGUGGUGGUGGUGGUGGUGGUGGCAGUGGUGGUGGUGGUGGUGCUGCUGGUGGUGUCGGCGGCGGUGGUGGUGCAGGUACUGGUCUCAUGGAAACAGCAAACGUCAAUGUCAUGCAGCAACAGCAGCAGCAGCAGCAGCAACAACAACAACAGCAACAACAACAACUCCAACAACAACAGCACCCACACCAAAACCACCACCAUCAACAACAACAACAACAACAACAACAACAACAACAGCAUCAGCAACAACCACCUCCACCGCCACCACCACCCCCACAUCAACAUCAACAACAACAACAAUCACCACAUCAUCAACAACAACAACAACAUCAGCAGCAGCAGCAACCCCAACACACUGUACACCAGGUGUCUCAGCCUGAUACAGGGACCUUAUCUUCUCAUCAAACACACCAUCAUCAGCAGCAGCAGCCUGAUGACCUUAUGGUUUCCUCUUCCCCAUCAGCACUUUCAGUUGUCACAUCCAUACCUGCCUCACUUUCAUCGCCACCUUUGAACACUGCUAUAUCAUCAUCAUCAUCAUCAUCAAAAGGAGAUUACAAUGGCUUGCCUGUAUCACCAGUAAACGUUCCUGCCUUGGAGAAAACAGUCUGUGUCAAUGGAAUAGCAAGUCCGAAAAGUCCAAGUUCGUUGAGCAAGGCAUCUCCAAUAAGCAGCACACCACCGCGAACAUCACGUGAAGGGCGAGAAUUAAUUCAUUGCCCAACCCCUGGAUGCGACGGCAGUGGACAUGUCUCAGGAAAUUAUGCAUCUCAUCGAAGUUUGUCUGGCUGUCCGCUAGCGGAUCGAGCGACGGUUCUUGCUAGCCAUGUUGAACAAAAAUGUCCCACCCCAGGCUGUGACGGCUCAGGACAUAUUACGGGCAAUUAUUCCUCCCACCGCAGUCUGUCGGGCUGCCCUCGGGCUGCCAAGUUAAAGAAAAUUCUUGGAAAAGAUGGUGAACGCAAAGACGACGAACCACUGAGUGCAUCAGGUUGUCCGUUGGCAAACAAACACAAACUCCAACGCCAUCUGGUGCCUGUAGCUGGAGGUGGCAGUCUUGGAGGUAGUGUCAGUGUUGGUGGUGGCGACCAGUCUUCGAACGACUCGGUCAUGAUGGGCAACAACAAUAACAACAGCAACAACCGGCCUGUGAAGAUGGAUGCUAUUGUACAACUUGAUUACGAUGGGGUUGACCUGAAAUACAGGUGUCCAACUCCAGGCUGUGAUGGCUCUGGACACGCAAAUGGCAGUUUCCUUUCUCAUCGAAGUCUAUCAGGUUGCCCAAGGGCAACCCAAGCUAUGAAAAAGGCAAGACUUAGUUCUGCUGAGCUGAAUUCUCUACAAAUGAAAGUUCAAGCUGGACAUGAUCUUGAAAAUGCAGAGGACAUGAUCGAAAUAGAGAAUGAAAUCGAAGACCUGAAGAAAGCCAACAGGCAUGCAGAAACAGAGGUGAUUAAACUGCGUGCAGAGAUCACAUGUUUGGAAAACAAAAUACGCCUGCAAGAGCAGGAGAACUCGAGCGUCUGCGAAAAGAAUCAGCAUUUGCAGGAAUACGUGCAGUUGAUGCGUUCAAAGAUUAUCUCAUGUCUACAGAAUGUACAAGUGCCACAAAUAGAGGAAGCAAUCAGUGAGGAGAACUUCGACAAUUAUAUUGGCAAAAUACAAACACUGUGCACAAAUAAGACAAAUGACAAUCACGCCCUGUUCACAGUUAUUAAAUGCGCCAUUGCAGAGAUUAGCUAUCUACGGAAGAUUUAGGCGCUGUACUGUGCAAACCAAGCUUCCCCAAACCCCACCGACACUGAAUAUACGUAUAUAUAUAUAUAUAUAGAAGUAUAUAUGCAUACAUACACACAUAUAUAUACACACAUAUAUAUAUAUAUAUGUAUGUGUGUUUGUAUAUAUGCACGCACACGCACACACACACACACACACACACACACAAAAAUAUCCGCACAUGCCUAUAUCUAUAGAUGUGUGUGCGAGAGUAUAUAUAAAAAUAUAUGUGUAUAUAAUGUUAUAUAUUUCCAUACACACAUGGAUGGUUCUAUAUAUGCACAUAUAUAUGUAUAUAAUAAUUUAUAAAUAUAUAUAUGUAUGUAUAUAUAUGUAUAUUGUAAAUAUAUAUAUAUAUAUAUA